This is a messenger RNA of Paramecium sonneborni, 1166 nucleotides long. The record is from the annotation of a GenBank genome assembly. NCBI's taxonomy places the organism in Eukaryota, Ciliophora, Oligohymenophorea, Peniculida, Parameciidae.
AAACAAAUGGAUACAUUAUAUGACUUAAUAAUAGUAGGUUUAGGUUCUCAUGGUAGCAAUUGUUUUUCACAUUUUUCAGGUAAAAUGAGGGUAUUGGGGAUAGAGUAAUAUGUUUCGCCUCAUACAAAAGGGUCUCAUAAUGGUGAGACAAGAAUUGUAAGAGAAAUGGGGUAUAGUGGAGAAUAUGUAGAAAUAGCUAGAAGAUCUGUUGAAUUAUGGAAAUAAUUAUAAGAUUCUACAAGUGAAUAAGUGUAUGUGAAUUCAGGAGGAAUAUUAUUUGGAAAUUAAACAGAUAGUUAAUUUAGAGACUAUACAUAAUACAAUAAUCCAAAUCUCUAAUAAUUAAAACAUUAAGAAGUUGAAUCUAGAUUUCCAAUAAAGACAUCUUAAGAUUAAUAAUUUUAUUUUGAUAAAUCAGCAGGAUUUGUGAAACCAGAAUUAGCAAUAUAAAUAUUUAUAAAUUAAGGUAAAGCGAAAGGAGGAGAGGUAAUAAAUAAUUGUCGUUAUGUAAAUCAUAUAUAUAAAGAUGAUGAGAUUCAUGUUUAUACAGAUUUAGGAGUAUUUAGAUCCAAAAAAUUGAUUUUAUCACUUGGAAUGGGUUUAAAGAGAUUAUAAAAUACUUAUUCAUCAUUGGAUAUUGCUUUAUAUAAACAAUAGGUGAUAUUCUUAAAGACUGAUAAUAAGAAAUUUGAUUAAUUACCAGUUUUUAUGAGUGAGAAUAAUUCAUAAGAAAUAUAUGGAUUUCCAAGAGUGAAUGGAGAAGUAAAGAUUGGAAUACAUCAUUUUGGUCCAUCUUUAGAACAUCCUGAUUUAUAUGAUCAAACAAAGAAUGAGGAAGGAACAGUCAAUAUGAUAAGAGAAUUUUUAAUUAAGUAUAUGCCAGAAUUAAAAGAUGCUAUAGUAUCUCGAAUCUAAACUUGUGUAUAUACAAGUACAAAGGAUCAUAAUUUUACAAUAGAUUUUGAUCCAAGAUCCAAAAAUACAAUAAUAUUGAGUGCAUGUUCAGGACGUAAUUGAUAUAUAUUUUAUAUAUAUUAGAUGGAUUUAAAUUUUGUAUAGUAAUGGGAGAGAUUAUUGAAGAGAUGUUUAAUACAGGACUCUAAAAAUACAAAACAUUUUAAUUGAGUAGAUUUUAGAAGCCUAAAUUUUGAAUAUUGAUAAGAAAU